AUGGCUGAAGAACGUGCUGCUCCCCUCCGUCUGGGCUCUACUGCCCCCAACUUCACCACCGACACCUCCAACGGCCCCAUCACAUUCCACGACUACAUCGGCAACAGCUGGGCUAUUCUCUUCUCCCACCCUGAUGACUUCACCCCCAUUUGCACCACCGAGCUUGGUGCUUUCGCCAAGCUUGAGCCCGAGUUCACUGCUCGUGGUGUCAAGCUGAUCGGUCUCAGCGCCAACGGCACUGAGUCUCACAAGGCCUGGAUCAAGGAUAUCGACGAGGUCACCGGCUCCAAGCUCACCUUCCCCAUCAUCUCCGACCCCGAGCGCAAGAUUGCUUACCAGUACGACAUGGUUGACUACCAGGACACCACCAACGUUGACUCCAAGGGCAUGGCUCUUACCAUCCGUUCCGUCUUCAUCAUCGACCCCGCCAAGAAGAUCCGCCUCAUCAUGACCUACCCUGCCUCCACCGGUCGCAACACCGCUGAGGUUCUCCGUGUCAUUGAUGCCCUCCAGACGACCGAGAAGCACGGUGUCACCACCCCCAUCAACUGGCUACCUGGUGACGAUGUUGUCAUUCCUCCUCCUGUCUCCACCGAGGAUGCUCAGAAGAAGUUCGGCGAGGUCCGCGUCGUCAAGCCUUACCUGCGCUUCACCAACAUUGAGAAGAAGUAA
Molecule: messenger RNA, 672 nt
Organism: Aspergillus mulundensis
Lineage: Eukaryota; Fungi; Ascomycota; Eurotiomycetes; Eurotiales; Aspergillaceae
Product: peroxiredoxin
Exons: 6
Coding region: 1-672 (223 amino acids)
Biological process (GO): cellular response to oxidative stress; cell redox homeostasis; cellular oxidant detoxification
Cellular component (GO): mitochondrion; cytosol
Molecular function (GO): peroxiredoxin activity
Source: RefSeq, a predicted model, not a curated record